This is a messenger RNA of Tripterygium wilfordii, 1245 nucleotides long. RefSeq names its product malate dehydrogenase. Gene Ontology annotation, molecular function: L-malate dehydrogenase (NAD+) activity. Gene Ontology annotation, biological process: malate metabolic process; oxaloacetate metabolic process; tricarboxylic acid cycle. The transcript is spliced from 7 exons. The record is from RefSeq and is a predicted model, not a curated record. The coding region runs from base 109 to 1107 and encodes 332 amino acids. NCBI's taxonomy places the organism in Eukaryota, Viridiplantae, Streptophyta, Magnoliopsida, Celastrales, Celastraceae.
CUGCUUCCCUACUUUGUACUGUAUUAUAAUUUCUCAGUCACUCAUCCGUCUCUACAGUCGUCUGCAUACAUCUCAAUCUGUUCUUUCGGCGCCUUUUGAUCUCCACCGAUGGCCAAGGAACCAGUUCGCGUUCUCGUUACUGGCGCUGCAGGACAAAUUGGGUAUGCCCUUGUACCCAUGAUUGCUAGGGGAGUCAUGCUUGGUGCAGACCAACCUGUGAUCCUCCACAUGCUUGAUAUCCCACCAGCUUCAGAGGCUCUGAAUGGUGUGAAAAUGGAGUUGGUGGAUGCUGCAUUCCCUCUGCUAAAGGGUGUUGUUGCCACGACAGAUGCUGUUGAGGCAUGCACUGGGGUGAAUAUUGCCGUCAUGGUUGGUGGCUUCCCAAGGAAAGAGGGCAUGGAAAGAAAAGAUGUGAUGUCAAAGAAUGUUUCCAUUUACAAAGCCCAGGCUUCUGCCUUAGAGAAGCAUGCAGCUGCAAACUGCAAGGUUCUGGUGGUUGCUAAUCCCGCGAACACCAAUGCACUUAUUCUGAAGGAAUUUGCACCAUCCAUCUCAGAGAAGAACAUUACUUGCUUGACCAGACUAGAUCAUAACAGGGCACUUGGUCAAAUCUCAGAGAGACUGAAUGUUCCCGUGUCCGAAGUGAAGAAUGUCAUCAUUUGGGGAAAUCACUCCUCAACACAGUACCCUGAUGUCAACCAUGCUACUGUUAAGACUCCAUCUGGGGAGAAGCCAGUCCGUCAACUUGUUAAUGAUGAUGCCUGGUUGAAUGCAGAAUUCAUUACCACAGUCCAACAACGUGGUGCAGCAAUCAUCAAAGCUCGAAAACUCUCGAGUGCGUUAUCUGCUGCUAGUUCAGCUUGUGACCACAUUCGUGAUUGGGUUUUGGGAACUCCAGAGGGCACUUGGGUGUCCAUGGGGGUAUACUCUGAUGGUUCAUACAAUGUACCUGCUGGACUCAUUUAUUCAUUCCCUGUCACAUGCCGCAACGGAGAAUGGCAAAUUGUACAAGGGCUGCAAAUUGAUGGAUUCUCAAGGAAGAAGUUGGACUCGACUGCAGAGGAGCUGACUGAGGAGAAAGCUUUGGCAUACUCCUGUUUGUCAUGAGUGGUCUCUCCGUUUCUCACAUUUUUGAAUAAAGUCAUUGUCUGAAAUAUGUGGCACCUUUGGAAGUAAUUGGAGUUUGACUGUGUUUUUCUCCAUUUGUGUACUCUUGAUUUACUAAUUAAAGACAUUAGAUGCUCA